AUGCUCGAAAUUUUAGAGCGCGAAUCAGGCCACAAGUUUCUUUGUUUGGGCGCCAGUUUCUCUAGUCAUUCGGGAUCGCACAGCGACUGGAGCGCCGUUUCUAUCCCUCGCUGGCCCCCGAAAAAGUUCUUCAACUCUCUCUACGACCAGGUCGAGUCCGUCCUCCGUGAUGGUCUUCAAUGGAUUGUCAAAGAAAAAGGAUUGGCGCGUUCGAACGAAAGUAGCAACAGCAGCGACCCCAACGGAGAUUCCGCGCGGUUCAUUGCUCGCAUGACCAUGCGAGACAACGGAGGGAGACCGCGUCCAGUCAAGCCUCAGGAGCCAGAGGAGCCGUAG
Colletotrichum aenigma is the source of this 336-nucleotide messenger RNA. RefSeq lists its product as uncharacterized. NCBI's taxonomy places the organism in Eukaryota, Fungi, Ascomycota, Sordariomycetes, Glomerellales, Glomerellaceae. The record is from RefSeq and is a predicted model, not a curated record. Bases 1 to 336 code for a protein of 111 amino acids. The transcript has a single exon.